AUUAACCCUAAUAAUAAUGGCUGAACUACCUACCCUGAUAUCCAAUUGGCUAUAUAAUGUAGUGCAACCGCAGUAUACAUACAAACAGCUUACAUAUACGCAUUUGUAUCAACUUCUUCAAGUCCAUUUUGGUAAGAACUUGAGAUUGAAGAUUAGAACCAGUGUAUACACAUCUCAUAGUAGUGGCAAACUGACUCUUUUACUCAAUAUAUUUGGCUCUAUUCCCACUGUGAGCACUUCACAGAUGAAUGUUCCAGUUCAAAUUUGGAUCCCACUAAAUUAUCCCUAUGGAACUGAAGUUGGUGGAGAAAGUGACAACAGUGGCGUACCAUUAGUUUAUAUUGUACCUGAGGCAAACAAUGAUUUGAAGAUAAAACCAGGGAAUCAUGUUGAUAGUCUGGGUCGGUUCUAUCAUCCAUUUUUAUCGGAUUGGUAUCGUGAGUGUAAGCCACAAAGUACAAAUGGCCGUAAGUUUAACAUUUUAGAACUUGUUAAAAUACUUCAAUUUGUAUUUGAUAGAGAUUGUCCAGUUGUAAAUCCUCAGGCAAAUAUCUCUACAAAUACACAAGACCAUCCUACUGUGCCACCACAAUAUCAUCUUGUACAACCAUCUCAAUCUUCAAUGGCUAAUCUAAGGGUGUCACCUCAAAUUACAGGACCCCCACUCCCAGUUAAACCUCCUAAAGUUUUACCUGGAUCAACUAGAGAAGUACCUCUCAAAUACCAAUCCCCAUUACCAUUACCAACGCCAAUUGAACGAGUCAUAACUCCUCACACCACCGGCCAAUAUCAGCAAGGUAUAUCUCAAGGGAAUCCGGUCAUUAAUGAAAGCAUGAGUACGAUAAAUUAUCAACCACAGAUUCCACAUCAAAGAUAUCAACUUCCACCAAAUCCACAAGUUCAACAGUCAUAUCUGAAACCACCGCCUCAAUCACAACCUUAUCAAAAUGUAAUUCCUAAAACUCAUACUCAACCUUUGAAUAAGACUAAAACUUUGAAGAAUGAAGAACCACAAAAAGAUGUUAUUGAUCUUAUUGACGAAGACCGAGAAUCUAUACCUAUUUCCAUUCCUCCAGAACUUACUGCAUGUAUUCAAGAAAAGAUUAAAACAACUCUUGCAAACGAAGAGUCAAGCAUUGCUCUCGCAAACACUAAUAAAUUAAAAAUUGAGGCUCUUUAUCUGCAAUUAAGCCAUCAUCAUCAACAAGCAGUUGCUAAUAGCGAGAAUCUUAUGGGACAUAUAAAAUACCUUCUGCAACAAAACUCCAAUGUAACUAAAUUAAAUCAAGAACUAUCUACAUUGGAAGAGGUGAAUACAUCUGAAGGGGAAAACAUUCAUGUUUCAUCACAAACCAAGGUGGCUCUCGAUUCACUUAUCACACCAGAUCUGGCGCUUGUAAAUCAGCUUUAUGAGGUUGUGGCAGAUAUAAAGGCCACUAAAGAUACUAUAGAUUUAAUCGGUGGGAAUUUCCGUACAGAAGGAGAGCUCAUUAAAGAUUCGAAUAUGGAUUCAGCUGUUCGCACAGUACGUUCAUUAGCAAGAGAGGCUUUCUGGUUAGAACUUAUGAAGAUUGAAAUUGCGAGUGUAAUGAAUCUUUCAUGAAAGCAAAAAGGAUUACAACAUGUUACAUUACAAGAAUAUCAUGGGAAUGAUGUAAAUUGUAAUAGAUGAUUUAAUUAAAUAGAACUUUUAGAUUCAUGAACGAAAAAGAAAGAAUAAAAUUAACGUUAAGUAUAUUUUCA
Molecule: messenger RNA, 1743 nt
Organism: [Candida] anglica
Lineage: Eukaryota; Fungi; Ascomycota; Pichiomycetes; Serinales; Debaryomycetaceae
Source: the annotation of a GenBank genome assembly